UUGUGGAUUUAUGCUGGGCAAUCUGGAGACGUGUGAGUGAACGAUUCCUGGGUUAAAGUGCCCUCUAGUGUGUAAGAACAUUACUACAUUUCACAGCCAGCCUAAAAAAUAAAAAAAUAAAAAUCAGAGUUCUUGUUAGUACACGGGAAUGAUAACUGCAUUUAUCCAUGUGCACUAAGAUUCAAGAGCGGAUGAGUCGAUUGUGAAAAAUCGAGGAGUGACUGGCUGGACCACAUUAGCCUAACCAACUGUCUUUGUGAGUAUAAUAACUUUUCAUUUUACAUUUUCCCCUCUAAUUAAGUUGUCUUGUAUAUAUUUUUAAAAUUGUAAUUCCUCGAAAAGUUUGGACCGUCCCGUGCGGACUCUUUGAUUUCUAGUUGUUAAGUUAAAUUGAAUCUAAUCGGCACCAGUUAACUCUUGGCUACAAUAACAUGACAGUUUCGGACAGAGAUGGAGGCUCCACACAUCAACACCUACACAAUAUCGUAUCUGCCAUUAGCCGGACUUUGUCAGACAGCUUUUGGAGAUACAGCGAGUGUUUGUAACACUUUCAUUUAAAAGAAGAAUUUAUAUUAUUGAUCAUUUCACCAGUUCUGGCUCGUCUUCAUUAGCCUGCCCGGGCCAUCCUGUUGCGUGAAUCACUUCCCACACUGAUGGGAAGGAACGUCAAGUGAGUCACGCAACAGGAUGGCCCAGCCAGGCUACGUCUUCAUGUCCGAACUUUGAUUCAUUUUUCACCUUCCUCCUGUGUUAGUUUUUACUACGUACCCACUAUGUUAAGGGUCGGUUUUGACCCGUGUCCUAAAUCAGCUGUUAAUUACACUAAAAACAAUUAUCUAUCAUCCAACUUGUUUCUCAUCUCUAGGUUACCUUGUUAGGCUUCAUUAUCUGUGAAAAUAUUAGUAACAAUUUUUUUGUAGUGGGCCUCUGGGCCUUUCUUUGUCAGUAUAACCCAUAUACAGACAUCUAUACUGAACUUAUUUCAUGUCUGGACAUGCCCAAUGUUGUUUUUUUUAUGUAGGGAGAAACAUGGCAAAAUGAGAAUUUCCUAAAUCUCACAUGAUUGGAAGAGGAUCUGACUGUCAGUGUGGUGCCUGACAGUACACAUAUGAUUUCAGUUUUUGCUCUGAUUAUUAGAUAUUAAUCUAACCGGAUCAACAGCGACCCUAACACAAGUGUCAUGGUUUUAAUAAGAGGAUUUUAUAAUAAAGUCAAUUUAACUAAAUUUUUAUUUUGUUGAAAACGAGGUUCCUGACAAAGUCAAAAAGUCUUGAUGCAAAUAAAGCUAAUUUAAGUGGUUCUUUUAAACAUUUAAAAACAAGUACAGACCCUAACACAGGAGGAAGGUUAAACUAAUUUCUCAAAUCAAUAGUAGUUAAAAGCUUGUUGAAACUCUUUAAAAAUAGACAUCAACUCGAAGCUUGAACAGUUUUUAUCUUAUAUGAUCUUUGUAAAUUACGGUAUCUUGCUAAAAUUAACAUUUACACUGAACUAACAAACCUAAGAGUUACUCUCGAGUCCCCUCCUCUGAGGCCCCGCCUACCAGGAAGUACCAAUCAAAAGUCUGAAGUGCUUUCACUUUCAGCAAUGAGAACAUACAGGGAACGAAAAACAGCACUAGUGACUGCUCACUGCAGCUCGACUCUUCUAACUCUGGAUUAAUGAUAUCAAUCAGACCGCAUUAUCUCAUGCAAAGGCUCAGCUGUCGUUUAUGUCAGACAGGUGUGUAUUGAGGCAGCGACUGAGAACUCCUCUGAAUCUGCUGUAAACUUCUUCCUGUCAUUUCUUUCAAUGCUUACUGGAACUCUGUGAAGAAGAGGGAUCAAGAAUGGAAGACACAGACAACUCAACGUUAGAAGAGAUGCUGACAUGCCCAGUUUGCCAGGACAUCUUUCAGGAUCCUCGUCAGCUACCUUGUGGUCACAGUAUAUGUAUGGGCUGCCUGGAGGGCAUGGUUGAUCAUGCCACCCUUAUUCCUUUUCGAUGUCCAGACUGUAGGGGCUAUUUCGGACGUGUUGUCGGGGUACAGAAGAGCUACACACUGUCCAGCAUAGCAGAGGACUUCAAGGUGAACAGGAAGAGGAAAGUAAGGACUCCACAAGCAUUUCUUUUACCUGAUAUCUUUUUUUUAUCUUGACAGAUUUUACAAACAAACUUAUUGUUGGGAUGUUUUCUCACUGGUAAACAAAUGUCUAACACUUUUUCCUCAUAUCUUGAUUUUUGUGAAAAAGGAUCAGCAGAUAAAAACUGUGUACUGUGACCUCUGCCCAGAGAAAAAAACUCUGGCGAAGAAGACAUGUCUGAAGUGUGAGGUGUCGAUGUGUGAAGAGCACGUAAAGGACCACCAGGAGCUCCAGGUGUUCACAGGACAUCCCCUGGUUAAACCUCUUAGUGACCUGCUGGAGAGGAAAUGUCCACAGCAUGAGGACCAAGUGCUUAAGUAUUACUGCAAAACAUCCAGACGCUACAUCUGUAACUUGUGUGCCCUGGAGAAUAAGCAGCUGAACCAAGCCACUGAGACCUCGACUGUCCUGCGGAGACAACUGACUGUGAGUUUAACAAUAACAAUCCAGUGAGGUGACAUGAAAGCAAGGGUUUCUUAUAAACGCAGGGGGAAAUUCCUAUCGCUGACUAGAAGUGGAAUGACUGGAUUUUCCAGUCCCUUUGCAUUGAACGGUUUGUGUGAAACCCAUACUGUCCACUCCAUGCUAUUUAUUUCAAAGUCUGGUGCAGAUCCAGGGUCACCAAUGAUACCACAUGUAUCAGACUACUUCCGGGAAAUGUUAAUAAACUAUAUACUAACCACUAAGAUUUUCAUUUGGGCAUAAAAACAUUAAUGUAUUUAGUGUAUUUAUAAAAGGAAGAUCUAUUAAAGGAAGACAUCUUAUGUUUACUUGUCUUUAUACAUCAUAAAUUUCAUACCUGACAGAUGUUAUAACUGAGCUGUUCACAGGGUAUUAUACCUUACAAAAUAAAAACACUAAUUUGAGAGGGAAAUAUUGCUGAGUGAUUAUUGGUGGUUGGUAAUUUUCUGGUGUCAUAUAAUAUCUAGGUUAUUUGCAAAUUGUGUAAAUCAAAGAGUUUUUUUUUUUUAACUCAGUGAAAAGGAAAGAAAAAUUGUAGUGGUUUAAAGAGUUCACCUUUGUGCAUUCAACAGGAGUACAUGGAUCAACAUUUUAACGCCCUUGACGAGCAAAUUAAAGAAUCCAAUAAGAUGGUGAAAAAACUGCAGAGAGACAUCGACCAAGAGGUGAGCGCAGUUCAUCUGUGACUGUAAUUUUAAUGAAUCAAUCAGCCAAAUUCCACUCAAAGUUAUCAGAGGCUUUUGUAGAGAUGAAGCAAGUCUGGAUAGUCCUCUAUCUCGUGUAAUUAAAGAGACUAAAUAAUAAGCAACACUGUACAGUAGCACUUCGCUCCAGUCAUAUGAUCCUUACAGUUUGUUUACUGAUGGAAUUUUUCUCUUUGCUGACAGAAACAGAAAGUAAACCCUGCAAACUCACCCAUCAACAGUGUCAUAGUGGUGCUGCUCUUCUUGUGGUUUAUAGUUCUGUAUUACGGUAAGAGAUUGCCACUCCCUUUCAGUAAGGAACCUUUAAUGUGAGUGUGCCCGGACUUAUGUAACUGUUUUGGUCCUCACCAACUGGACUCCUCUUUAGAAAACAUAAUCCUGUAGUUAGUACAGUUUUGUGAGAUAGAGAACUUAAGAGAAGAAAAAGAAGCACAUGAGCAUUGCCUUUUGAAAAGGGAGGACUAGGUCUACUGGACCCAGAACUAUAUUCCUGGGGCCCCUCAGUUUGACCCCUACAAUAAUGGUUUAACUAGGAAUGCUGUCCCACAUAGACUCAAAUUGAAUGGCAUAUAUUCAAAAUGUCAGAUCCAAUACUUUUUAAUGAUCAAAAUAUUUGAAGCCCAUAAUCAACCACUCAGGCGUACAUACAAGAUAUGAGACAGCCGAUCUGUCUCUUCAAAGACAUUUUUCACAAUCAACAACAUUUUGCCUCUCACAUUAAGAGACCAGACCCUCAAGAUGUUGGUCCAGGGGGGUAUUAUAAAGACAGGGGACUUUUGAGGAUUGCCACCUAAGUCAAUCCAGAUACUUCCUGUAAUUUCUACAGAUGCAACACUUCAGACAGACCAGACAGGGAAGUUUUCUGGAUAAGCCCAACUCCUCCCAAAUGGAGUCCUCAGUGUUUGAGGACAAUUUGGGCAAAAGCACAUCUGUAUAAAAAUUCUGUUAACACAACAGCCUUUAAAGGUAGUUGAGGGAGGGAUCUGGGAUUCAUAUCACAGAUAAACAAUGAGGCAAGAUGACUGAGGUACUACAGAGGGUUUUGAUCAACAUUAGUUUGCCUUCACUUUUAUCUGUGAACAUUUAUACAUGUGUUUGAUUUUACAAAUGAAAGAUACAGUAUCUCUUGUCAUUGCCCAACCUUUUGUUAAUUUUCUGCUGCAUGAGAAUGAAUUAACACUUUUUUUUUUUCAUUUAAAAAAAAAGAUUUUUGACAUGACCGCUUUUUUUCUCCACCCCAACCAGCAUACAGUUACUCUACAGAAAAUCAAGCACUGACUGAAGCUCUGGCCGUGCAGCAGAACCGUGUGCAUCACUUGUACUCCUCUAUUGCAGGUAAGAGGGCAGGUUUUUGCUCCCCCGUGUUGCCCAGUAACACACCUUUAUUAAUAACAACAGGAUUGCCAUACUUUGACCCUUUGGCUCACAGUGUUUUAUGUGAUCUCACUUUAAUAAGUAACAUGUCUUAUGUUAGGUAAUUAUUAUUGUUAUAUCUCAUUGUUUUUAUUACAUCUUGUUAUAUAAUGAAGUGUGGAGCCUUCAUUAUAGUUUUGCUUGUAAUUGAUAAUAUUUCCUUUCGACACAUGCUGAACUGUUAAUUCUUCACAGCUCACUUGACUAGCUAUUAAUAAAUCUAUGUGUUCUAGUUUCUGGCUGCAGAUUCAUAUCUACAGUAGGAGUGACUGACUCUGAUAAUGUUCAACCUUAUCUUUUAAUAAUCUCAUUGUAUUCCUGGAUGCUUAACUUUUCAUUCUACAGACAUAUUCCGCAAUUUGAGAGCCACUCUCCUCCAGCAGCUAUUGCUUAAUGACAUUUGAUGGAAAAAUGCUAUCCAAGAUGUGCGUAGAGGGUGCAUUGUAGUUUCUGGGAGGAACAGUCGACUUUUUAAAGCUACGGAUGUAACCAGAAGUUAGCAAUAAAAGGCCCCCGACCAAGAGUUGUAUGUCUGCAUGGUGCUGUUAUUCACACCUUAAAAAAACAUAAAAUAGAGAAUAAAGUCUGUGAUACAACUUAGAAUAGGAAAUAAUCAUCAGCACUUGUAUGCAGAUUUUUAUUAUAGACAUUAAUCAAAGUUUUGUUGUUGUUGUUAUAAUACCCCAGUGGGUUGUGGAAUUGAAAAAUGCUCCAAAAUAACUUGUUUUUUUUAUCCUUCUUUUGUCUUAGAAGUCUUGGUUGAUCAGCCAGUGAAGAGCCACAACCAUCAGGAGGCACUUCCAGGUACAGAGCCAUCUGUGAAAAAAUGAGGGUUGAUUUGAAACAAACCAGAGAGAAUAACUUGGUUUUGGUGAUACGCUGAAGUGUUUGCUACUCAUAUUAUGGCACAGCCAACCUAAGACUGAUGAGCCCGGUUUGGUUGGUGACUGUCUGGACUCUGCUGCAUUUACUGCUCUUGGUGUCACUCCCACCUGAUCUUGAGUCAUAGAUGACGAGAACAGCAGUAAAAUCAUGACAUAAAUCUGUACUGUUACACAUUAACUUUUCUUGUAAGACGAGUAUCAUCACUGUGCCUUUGAACACUGGUUGUUACACUACCAGUCUAAAAUAACUAAAUGCAAAGGUGAUUACUGUGAGGGAAAGCACAAUAAUGAUCAUCAUUUAAUAAUCAUUAUGUAAUCAUUAUGUUUUCAGGAACUCUCUCCCUGGAUAGGGACUCAGCCAGUCCUUAUCUCGGACUCUCCACUGACCUCAGAACAGCAGAGAGACUGAAAACCAAGCUGAACUAUCCUGACAAACCCAGACGCUUUGCGGAAGCCCCGCAGGUCCUCUCUGCCCGCUGCUUCUCCAUUGGCAGUCAUGUCUGGGAAGUGGAGGCUGAGGGAUACUGGGACAUCGCCGUAUCCUACAAAAGCAUCAAACGCAAGAGCAAAAACAGCAGUACCUUCGGAAAAAACACUGAGUCUUGGAGCCUCACGCACAAUGGCAAAGGAAAUCUGUUUGCCUAUCAUGAUGGAGUAAAAACUGUUCUCUCUGAGACUUUGCAGAGCAGCCGGAUAGCAGUGAGUGUUGAUAUUGAGAAAGGAAACAUCACAUUCAGUGCUUUGGACUCCACAAUCAAACAUCUGCAUGAGUUCAAAGCUGAACUGACUGAGCCGGUGUGCCUGGGCUUUGGACUUUACCGUGUGGAUCCGCUCAGUAAAGCCACCAUCAUUAGCGUUUGGUGAUAAUCCUGAAACUCUGAAAGUUAUCUUAAACUGACACUGGAUCUAGACUGUUCUGUGAGAAAGACAAGUUUUGCACUUAAGGCAGUAAUGCCAAAAAUCGAAGAUCAAAUCAACUCAGGAAUCUAUUUUUGUAUCGCAAGGUGAUAAAUAUUAAAUGUGGGUGUGAGUAAUUAAAUUACACUGUGGAUCUUUUAUAACACCAAAAGGUGGCUUUACAAUGGUGCAUUAAUUUAUAAUAGUUCAAUAAUGUAGUAUUAUAACAAUAUAAUAUUACUAUUAUACAAUACUAAUGUGAACUGGUCUGCUUCCUGACUUUAUCCUAAACAGAUGACAUGGCUGUAUUUCUCAAUGUCAAGGGUAUCUUAAAACUGCAGGAAAUCAGUUUUAUUUCCAAAAUGAACGAAUAAAUCAAGUCUUCUUAUGUUGGCUUGCUGUUCACAAAAUUAAAUCAAACUUUUUUGUCACUGAUAUGUAAACAAACAAAUAAAAGGUUUGAUGAAUGAACAGUGA
Molecule: messenger RNA, 6960 nt
Organism: Xyrichtys novacula (pearly razorfish)
Lineage: Eukaryota; Metazoa; Chordata; Actinopteri; Labriformes; Labridae
Source: the annotation of a GenBank genome assembly